Hydractinia symbiolongicarpus is the source of this 2859-nucleotide messenger RNA. RefSeq names its product dual specificity tyrosine-phosphorylation-regulated kinase 1A-like. Gene Ontology annotation, cellular component: nucleus. Gene Ontology annotation, molecular function: protein serine/threonine kinase activity; protein serine/threonine/tyrosine kinase activity; ATP binding. Gene Ontology annotation, biological process: peptidyl-threonine phosphorylation; positive regulation of DNA-templated transcription; peptidyl-serine phosphorylation. Lineage: Eukaryota; Metazoa; Cnidaria; Hydrozoa; Anthoathecata; Hydractiniidae. The transcript is spliced from 7 exons. Bases 425 to 2389 code for a protein of 654 amino acids. The record is from RefSeq and is a predicted model, not a curated record.
GUUAUUUCACUUGAUUUUGCGAUUUUUUAACUAGUAGGUAGGAAUCUUGGAAAAGAAUUUCUUCACUAGAGUGAAAAUCACUUUGUGUUUCUACUGACUGAAAAAUGUGUUAGGAAACCCUAUUUAUUCUCCAAUAAACUUAAAAACUUGUUUACAUUGUUUACACUACACAUCUUUUUAUAUAAGAUACAUACUUUUGGGGUUUAGCCUUGAUGUAUCCUAAAUUUCAAAAAAGGUUUUUUUGAAAUAUAUAAAGUCAGACCCUCAAUAUUUUGCGAGUUAGCAGUUGGAAGUACUUAAAACCUCAUCCCUAAGUUAAGAAACAUUGUGUUUCUUUUAAAAAAAUUUAUAGUCAAUCAUUACUGGAAUUUUAACAAUUUUUAUAGGUUUUAUUUCCAAACAUGAUAAAGAAAAUAUUAGGAAUAUGCUGACAUAUGGUUUGGAUGAUAUGGCGGGCACGAGCAGCACUGAUGAGAAGUAUCCAUAUCCCCCUGCACCAUCAAACCCAGAAUCAUCAUACGAUUAUUAUGUUCGCCGUAUUCCAACAAGUUUUCGUGAACAUCAGCAAGCUCCCCUACGCAAGCUAUCAACUGAUCUUAUAAAGACAUACAAGCAUAUCAAUGAGGUUUAUUACAACAAGAAAAAAAGACGUGCAGAUAAAGAACGUGCUGAUGGGGAAUUCCACAAGAAAGGAAAGCGUAAUGAUGGUUAUGAUGAUGAUAACUUCGAUUAUAUUAUUCGCAGUGGUGAAAAAUUCCUUGAUCGUUAUGAAAUUGAUUCUUUAAUAGGGAAAGGAUCAUUUGGUCAGGUUGUAAAAGCGUUCGAUCAUGAAGAACAAGAAUUUGUUGCCGUCAAAAUCAUCAAAAAUAAGAAAGCAUUUCUUAACCAAGCUCAAAUCGAAGUGAAAAUUCUUGAACUGAUGAAUAGUCACGACCCGCACGCGAAAUUUUAUAUAGUCAAACUAAAGAGUCACUUCAUGUGGAGAAAUCAUCUAUGUCUUGUCUUCGAAUUACUAUCUUACAAUCUUUACGACCUGCUACGAAACACAAACUUCCACGGCGUGUCGUUAAAUCUAACAAGAAAAUUUGCUCAACAAUUGUGUACAGCUCUUUGUUUCUUGGCAACGCCUGAAUUACAAGUUAUACAUUGCGAUUUAAAGCCUGAGAAUGUGUUAUUAUGUAAUCCGAAACGCAGCGCUAUUAAAAUUGUUGAUUUUGGAAGCUCUUGCCAACUUAAUCAAACGCUGUACCACUAUAUCCAAAGUCGUUUCUAUCGGUCACCAGAAGUAUUGCUUGGGUUACCGUACGAUCUGGCGAUAGAUAUAUGGUCCCUUGGUUGUAUCUUAGUCGAAAUGCACACAGGGGAACCCUUAUUUAGCGGUUCAGAUGAGAUCGAUCAAAUGAACAAAAUUGUAGAGGUGCUUGGUGUGCCUCCGAUUGAUUUGUUAGAAAAGGCGCCCAAAACGAGAAAAUACUUUGAACGCUCGUCUGAUGGCAGUUAUCAUAUAAAAAGAUAUAAAGACAGCAAGAGGGAAUACUCAGGUGCUGGAAGUAGAAAACUCCAUUCAAUAUUAGGAUGUGAUACAGGCGGGCCCGAAGGAAGGCGGAAGAAUGAAACCGGUCAUACUCCGCACGAUUAUGAGAAACUUAAAGACUUAGUACUACGAAUGCUUGACUAUGAUGCUAGGACUAGAAUAACACCAUAUCAAGCUCUCCAGCAUGUGUUUUUUAAACGUGCUUCAGAGGACAACACUGGAGCUACAAAUUCUUCCUCAUCAUCGCCUGGGUUACAAAAGAGUGAAAAAGAACUUUCUACGGAAAGCAGUCCUCAUUCGCAUCAACGAACAAACCCGGCUUCUAUUACAAGGCCGUCUUCCGACCCUACCGCCGGUUCUGGCUAUAGAUCGUCUGCUGCGAUGGACUGCGAAGGGGAUAGCCCACUACAAACAAAAUCGACAUUAAAAUUACGUCAUAAUGUGAAAAUGCAAACAGACCCUAUUUCUGCCACAAAUUGUGGUGAGACAGUACCAGAAGAGAAAAGUAUUUUACUUGAUUCUUCUGAUCAAAAAAGGACGCCUAUGCGCUCAAAAAACUCGUCAGAAAUGCUGGUGUCAAACCAACCUUUGGUAAAUACUAACACUUUCCCCACGUCUCAGCCCAUAACAUCGACGACUAGUAUAUACAAUAAGUCAGAAUACCUAAAUACACUCAACAAUUUAAGUGCGUAUAAGGAUGCUACAUAUAGCAGUUACAUUGUUCCACCACCGGACGCUGUGUUACCGUCAGGUAUGUUAAAAAGUCAAUCAACAAAGCGAGAUUAUAUGAGCAGUGAUAUAACGGAAGAUCCAAGACUAGUAGGUGUUGUUAUUCAAGGUGACGGGCGUCACUGACGUCUUUAAAUUGUUCAAGCGUAUUGGUUGGACUACAUCCUGCCGUCCGUCAAUUGAUUUUUGCUGUGCGACAUAAGGGAGUUGGUCGGAGUAACGAGACUCGUACGAGUAAUCCCUAACACUCCAAGAUAUCAAUUCAGUAAAGAAUAAAAUGAAACAGCUCAGCCACCCAGCAAUUACUUGUAGUUUCUUAGAGUAGUUUUCGCUGUAGCUGUUGUAUUACGUUGGCUGAUGAGCCUUCAAUUGUAUGACGUACGCCGUUAUAAACGUCGACCGCACUUAGUGUGACGUUAUAUGACAUUAAUUUCAAUUGGUUUUUUGUCUUGUUAUUGAAAGACGUGUGAGACGUCCAACUGACAAGAAAGGUCUUUAAAAGGCCAACCAUAAACUGUUUUAUAAAUGUACAAAAUAUAUUUUAGCAAUUUUUUUCCUGUACAGAAAAUUUUCCAUGCAAAAUAGUUAAAAAUAAA